Messenger RNA from Spinacia oleracea (spinach), 936 nucleotides. RefSeq names its product protein FANTASTIC FOUR 1. NCBI's taxonomy places the organism in Eukaryota, Viridiplantae, Streptophyta, Magnoliopsida, Caryophyllales, Amaranthaceae. The coding region runs from base 1 to 936 and encodes 311 amino acids. The transcript has a single exon. The record is from RefSeq and is a predicted model, not a curated record.
AUGUCAACAAGUGUUUGCCAAGGGCUAAAAUCCCAGUUUGACACGUGGCUCGCCGAGCCUCGGAACAUUGGGUUCAAACCAUCUGAGCCAAUACCAAAGUUGUCACCGUCCUCUACGUGUUUUCCAGUGUCGGACAACUCACAUAUCCAACAACAAAAUACUCCCCACAAGACUGAGGAUUUGGGUGGGUGGAGUUUCUUGCAAGAUCUUACAAAAAAUAACUCACCUCAAACUUCUGAAGAAGAGAAAGUGUACGUUCAUCCUCUGGUUAAGAAGUCGAGUUCUGUGUUAAGUUUGAAAAGCUUGGAAAUGUGUACCGAGAGUCUAGGGAGUGAAACUGGGAGUAGUAUUAGUGAUGAUGAAUUAAUCUCUUCAUCUUUCGUCUUAUCGGAUAUCGAGAAAUCUCCGGUAAGAGUACUGCUGCCAGCUGCUUGUUAUACUACUACUGUGAUCAAAGAGAGGUCGACGACGAUGACGAGCAGCAGUAGCUUUCCGCCACCGAUAACCACCAUUAGGGGUGGUUCUUCGGGUAAGUUUCAGGUGGAGUCUCAAAGGCAAGAUGGGAGGUUAGUUAUGAAAGCAGUUUGUGUUGGUACCAACAAGAGUUGUUUGAAGGCUGAGAGAAUUAAUGGAAGGCUUAUGCUUCGCUUCCUUGAUAACUCGAACGAGCUCGAUCUUGAUGAAGGAGACGAGUUUUGCGAUGUUAAUGAUUACGAAGCCAAUGACAAUGAUGAUGAGGACGAGGAUGAGGAUGAGGAUGAGGAUGAGGAUGAGGACAUGGAUGUUGAUAUUGAUAUUGAUGAUCAAUUAGGUAAUUAUGGAUUCGAAGUUAAAAUGAGUAAUUCGAUUAGACGAAGGCGGUGUAACGAAGAACAAGCAAGUAGGAGAUGCAGAGAUUUGCAAAAUUGGAAGCCAUUUUUGGUGGCUACCUCUUGA